Molecule: messenger RNA, 549 nt
Organism: Juglans regia (Persian walnut)
Lineage: Eukaryota; Viridiplantae; Streptophyta; Magnoliopsida; Fagales; Juglandaceae
Exons: 3
Coding region: 1-549 (182 amino acids)
Source: RefSeq, a predicted model, not a curated record
AUGGACGGUACGUUGAUACCAGCUGUCGUCCCAGCUGAGUUGCGCGAGGCAUAUCGAAAUAGGUUGGGUAGAGUUGCCCAAAAUGUCUUGGCAAUAGCUGAUUUCGAUAUGAAGUUUAUAUUUGUUUACACUGGAUGGGAGAAAUAUGCGCAUGAUGCACAUGUGUUCCACCAUGCUGCCAGUGAUCUAGAAGCCCUUUGUGCUUUGAAAAUAAAUGGACUCUCAGUUCGUAAUAUUGUAGAACGAACAUUUAGUGUUAUAAAAGAACGAUUCACCAUUCUCUCCAACAUGCCUCCAUAUUCAGUUGGGAGGCAAGGACUUAUUAUUACAGCGUGUUGUGCACUGCACAACUAUAUUAGAACGGUCACCCCCGAUGACUGGAUAUUUCAGACGUGGAGUACGAUGCAUCUACCUGUUAUUGAGCUUGCGGUUGGUGACAGGGCAUCCUCAUCUGGUCAUGUAGACUUGUCAACUGAAGCCCAAAACAAUAUGAGUGCGAUUAGAGAUGAGAUUGCCAUUUCUAUGUGGAAAGCAAGGGGAGGCCAUUGA